AUCUUCUUUGUUCUGUGUCUUAUUGUCUGCAUAAAUUUGUUUUUGUAACCCGAUUCCACCAAUCAUCCAUUUCCUUCUCGCGCCAAAUACAAAAACCACCACCAUUUCCCAUUCUCCUCCUUCCUCUCUCACUCCCAUACCGGGUUUGUGAGAUGUCGGAUGCACCAGCCAGCCCGAGUCACGAGAGUGGGGGCGAGCAGAGUCCGCGAGCUUUCUCAUCUGGUGCCAGGGAACAGGACCGCUUCCUUCCUAUUGCCAAUAUCAGCCGCAUUAUGAAGAAGGGUCUGCCUCCCAACGGCAAGAUUGCUAAAGACGCUAAAGAUACUAUGCAGGAAUGUGUUUCUGAAUUUAUCAGCUUCGUCACCAGCGAGGCUAGUGAGAAAUGUCAGAAAGAGAAGAGAAAGACUAUUAAUGGAGACGAUCUGUUAUGGGCAAUGGCCACUUUAGGUUUUGAAGACUACAUAGAACCCCUUAAGGUGUACCUGGCAAGGUACAGAGAGACGGAGGGUGACACCAAAGGAUCUGCUAGAGGUGGUGAUGGAUCUGCUAGACCAGAUCAAGUUGGCCUUGCAGGUCAAAAUUCUCAGCUUGUUCAUCAGGGUUCACUGAACUAUAUUAGUUUGCAGGUGCAACCACAACAUCUGGUUAUACCUUCAAUGCAAAGCCAUGAAUAGUGUAGAUGUUUCGACGCAUCUUUUUUAUUUGACUUGAAUGCUUAUACGCAUGACAUGGGUGGAAACAAUGGUGUAAAAUGAUUUAAACGUAGGUUCUCGUGUAGAAGGUUUUGAGUGUCAGAGUUUUGUUAAGUAUAUUUUUAUUAACACAUGUAAUAGUUAGCUGCAUGACCAACUGAAUGUUGGGGUAAUGCAUGUGAUUCACCAUGUAGCUUGUCGAUCAUGGUCAGAAGCAUCUGCCUUAAGAGUUUUCUUGUGAUUAUGUAAUGUUUGCAGACACUCCAGUUGUUAUAUUAUUUACUUUAGGUAAAAUAGUUGGAUUCUCUUUUCCUUUAUAAUUUUAAGAAAAUGUCCACUUGCUAAAA
Molecule: messenger RNA, 1039 nt
Organism: Vigna radiata var. radiata (mung bean)
Lineage: Eukaryota; Viridiplantae; Streptophyta; Magnoliopsida; Fabales; Fabaceae
Product: nuclear transcription factor Y subunit B-1
Exons: 7
Coding region: 153-674 (173 amino acids)
Biological process (GO): regulation of transcription by RNA polymerase II
Cellular component (GO): nucleus; CCAAT-binding factor complex
Molecular function (GO): protein heterodimerization activity; RNA polymerase II cis-regulatory region sequence-specific DNA binding; DNA-binding transcription activator activity, RNA polymerase II-specific
Source: RefSeq, a predicted model, not a curated record